Biomphalaria glabrata is the source of this 8282-nucleotide messenger RNA. Its product is annotated as endoplasmic reticulum-Golgi intermediate compartment protein 1-like. The record is from RefSeq and is a predicted model, not a curated record. Gene Ontology annotation, cellular component: COPII-coated ER to Golgi transport vesicle; Golgi membrane; nucleus. The transcript has 9 exons. Lineage: Eukaryota; Metazoa; Mollusca; Gastropoda; Planorbidae. Bases 155 to 1027 code for a protein of 290 amino acids. Gene Ontology annotation, biological process: retrograde vesicle-mediated transport, Golgi to endoplasmic reticulum; endoplasmic reticulum to Golgi vesicle-mediated transport. Gene Ontology annotation, molecular function: DNA binding.
GAUUUAGAUCUAAAUACAUACAACUCGUUCCCUAAAGUCUAUGUGAUCUACGUUUACAAGAAACGCCUGGCCUUUACGAUAAUUCUUCUAAGAUCUAGAUCUAAAUCUAGAUUUUUUGAUAUUCAUUCAAGCCUUAAACUACCCAACACUGAGCAUGCAAUUUGAUAUACGAAGGUUUGACAUCUACCGCAAGGUGCCUAAAGAUCUUACACAGCCUACCUUAACGGGAGCAUUAAUUUCAAUAUGCAGCUGUCUGUUUAUGACCUUUCUUUUUGUAUCAGAACUGAAAGAAUUUUUAACAGUAGAUGUGCAAAGUGUUUUGACUGUUGAGGACCCUGUGAAACACUCUGAGAAGAUACCAGUCUUCAUCAACAUCAGUUUGCCAAAUAUGCCUUGUGAAUACAUUGGUCUUGACAUCCAGGAUGACAUGGGUCGUCAUGAGGUUGGUUUCAGAGACAACACGCACAAAGAACCUUUGAAUGAUGGGAAAGGGUGCAGAUUUGAAUCUCAUUUUUUGAUAAACAAGGUACCUGGCAACUUCCACAUCUCGACACAUUCUGCUCACUCUCAACCCCAAGAUCCAGACAUGUCUCACAUUGUCCACAAACUCAGGUUUGGUAUGGAGCUGGAGACUGGCAAGAAUGUGAGAGGAUCUUUCAAUCCCUUGGAGAAUGUGGACAAGAGAACUGGUAACCCUUUGUCUACGCAUGAUUAUAUCCUACGAGUUGUGCCAUCUGUCUAUGAAGACAAACGAAACAACAUUCGCUACCCAUAUCAGUACACAUAUUCCUACAGGGAUCUGAUGCAAAUGGGGCAUGGAGGAGUCGUGAGUCCUGCCAUCUGGUUUCGCUAUGACUUAAGUCCAAUAACAGUUCGAUACACUGAGAAACAAAAACCUUUAUACACAUUUUUAGUUAUGAUCUGUGCUAUCAUUGGUGGAACCUUCACUGUGGCUGGCAUCAUUGAUGGUCUUAUCUUCUCCGCUUCCGAAAUCAUCAAAAAAGCAGAACUGGGGAAACUGAGCUGAUUUGUCCAUGGCAUUAUUUCUUUUGUUCACCUUCUCACUUUUCUAUUUAAUUAAUUGUGUUUUUAUGAGGACCAAUAUUAGAUCUUUUUUUUUUUUUGUUGUUGUAUUUUCUUUAUAGCAAGGAGCCAGUACACACACCAUAAAAAUUGUAAUGGAGCCGUAUGGCUUUAGUUUUGUUGUUACUUUAGUCAUAAAUAAAUUGUAUUCUAUCAUAUUUAUAAGCAUUGUUGGUUUCUCUGCUGAUAUAAAAAGAAAAUAUUUUUGUAUUAUUUACAUCAGAUAGCUUGUUACCUAGAUGUAUACUUGAUGUAUGGCCGUCAGAUUUUGAAAUGUUGAUGUCUAAGACAAAGAGGGUAAAAAAAGGUUUUCUUAUUUGUUGUACUACCUGUUUUUGUUAAGGUAGGUGUUUUGUGAAAAUUUCUCUGUUUAUGAAUUAUGUAUAGCUUAGAAGCAAGUAUUGAUAAUUAGCAGUUUUGUUUGGGAAUAUGGUAAAGCUCAGAAUCUAAGGGUGAUAGUUGGCAGCAAUUUUUAAAAAAAAUACACAAGUUUUAGCAUAAGGUUAAAAAGUUAAAUAUGUGGCAACAAUAAUCUUUGACUAGAGCACUUGGAGGAAAAUAUUUUUUAAAUCUUUUUUUUUAAUUACUUAAAGGAAAACUAAAUUUAAACUUCAUUUUUUUUAGCAAAAAAAAAAAUAUAUAUAUAUAUAUAUUGUCAGAUUAUAUUUUAAUUUUUAUUGAUUUAAAAAUAAAAAAUAUGUUAAUAUUGAGAGACUAAUGUUAUGUUGCUAUAAUCUGACUGCUUUGUGACACGGCAUAGGUUAAAUCUUAGUGUCGAUACAAAUCCAGAACUAUUUUUUUUUGUUUUUAAGCAACAUUUGCAGUCUCUUGUUGAACAGCUUCUGAAACAAAAUGUAGUGUCUUGAUGAACAGCUUCUGAAACAAUAUGUAGUGUCUUGUUCAACAGCUUCUGAAACAAUAUGUAGUGUCUUGUUCAACAGCUUCUGAAAUUUUAGUUUAAUAUUAAUUGUUUCUAUGUAAAAUAGGUGAUAGUUUUUAAUAUGUACUAACAGAUUGGAAUCAUGCUAUUUAGUCUGUUGCUCAUGUGGAUGUGAAAAGAUAUUUAAGUUACAGCUACCCACUGGAACCCCGUUAACAUCAUUCUCUAUAUAUAUAUAUAUUGUCAGAUUAUAUUUUAAUUUUUAUUGAUUUAAAAAUAAAAAAUAUGUUAAUAUUGAGAGACUAAUGUUAUGUUGCUAUAAUCUGACUGCUUUGUGACACGGCAUAGGUUAAAUCUUAGUGUCGAUACAAAUCCAGAACUAUUUUUUUUUGUUUUUAAGCAACAUUUGCAGUCUCUUGUUGAACAGCUUCUGAAACAAAAUGUAGUGUCUUGAUGAACAGCUUCUGAAACAAUAUGUAGUGUCUUGUUCAACAGCUUCUGAAACAAUAUGUAGUGUCUUGUUCAACAGCUUCUGAAAUUUUAGUUUAAUAUUAAUUGUUUCUAUGUAAAAUAGGUGAUAGUUUUUAAUAUGUACUAACAGAUUGGAAUCAUGCUAUUUAGUCUGUUGCUCAUGUGGAUGUGAAAAGAUAUUUAAGUUACAGCUACCCACUGGAACCCCGUUAACAUCAUUCUCUAUAUAUAUAUAUAUUGUCAGAUUAUAUUUUAAUUUUUAUUGAUUUAAAAAUAAAAAAUAUGUUAAUAUUGAGAGACUAAUGUUAUGUUGCUAUAAUCUGACUGCUUUGUGACACGGCAUAGGUUAAAUCUUAGUGUCGAUACAAAUCCAGAACUAUUUUUUUUUGUUUUUAAGCAACAUUUGCAGUCUCUUGUUGAACAGCUUCUGAAACAAAAUGUAGUGUCUUGAUGAACAGCUUCUGAAACAAUAUGUAGUGUCUUGUUCAACAGCUUCUGAAACAAUAUGUAGUGUCUUGUUCAACAGCUUCUGAAAUUUUAGUUUAAUAUUAAUUGUUUCUAUGUAAAAUAGGUGAUAGUUUUUAAUAUGUACUAACAGAUUGGAAUCAUGCUAUUUAGUCUGUUGCUCAUGUGGAUGUGAAAAGAUAUUUAAGUUACAGCUACCCACUGGAACCCCGUUAACAUCAUUCUCUAUAUAUAUAUAUAUUGUCAGAUUAUAUUUUAAUUUUUAUUGAUUUAAAAAUAAAAAAUAUGUUAAUAUUGAGAGACUAAUGUUAUGUUGCUAUAAUCUGACUGCUUUGUGACACGGCAUAGGUUAAAUCUUAGUGUCGAUACAAAUCCAGAACUAUUUUUUUUUGUUUUUAAGCAACAUUUGCAGUCUCUUGUUGAACAGCUUCUGAAACAAAAUGUAGUGUCUUGAUGAACAGCUUCUGAAACAAUAUGUAGUGUCUUGUUCAACAGCUUCUGAAACAAUAUGUAGUGUCUUGUUCAACAGCUUCUGAAAUUUUAGUUUAAUAUUAAUUGUUUCUAUGUAAAAUAGGUGAUAGUUUUUAAUAUGUACUAACAGAUUGGAAUCAUGCUAUUUAGUCUGUUGCUCAUGUGGAUGUGAAAAGAUAUUUAAGUUACAGCUACCCACUGGAACCCCGUUAACAUCAUUCUCUAUAUAUAUAUAUAUUGUCAGAUUAUAUUUUAAUUUUUAUUGAUUUAAAAAUAAAAAAUAUGUUAAUAUUGAGAGACUAAUGUUAUGUUGCUAUAAUCUGACUGCUUUGUGACACGGCAUAGGUUAAAUCUUAGUGUCGAUACAAAUCCAGAACUAUUUUUUUUUGUUUUUAAGCAACAUUUGCAGUCUCUUGUUGAACAGCUUCUGAAACAAAAUGUAGUGUCUUGAUGAACAGCUUCUGAAACAAUAUGUAGUGUCUUGUUCAACAGCUUCUGAAACAAUAUGUAGUGUCUUGUUCAACAGCUUCUGAAAUUUUAGUUUAAUAUUAAUUGUUUCUAUGUAAAAUAGGUGAUAGUUUUUAAUAUGUACUAACAGAUUGGAAUCAUGCUAUUUAGUCUGUUGCUCAUGUGGAUGUGAAAAGAUAUUUAAGUUACAGCUACCCACUGGAACCCCGUUAACAUCAUUCUCUAUAUAUAUAUAUAUUGUCAGAUUAUAUUUUAAUUUUUAUUGAUUUAAAAAUAAAAAAUAUGUUAAUAUUGAGAGACUAAUGUUAUGUUGCUAUAAUCUGACUGCUUUGUGACACGGCAUAGGUUAAAUCUUAGUGUCGAUACAAAUCCAGAACUAUUUUUUUUUGUUUUUAAGCAACAUUUGCAGUCUCUUGUUGAACAGCUUCUGAAACAAAAUGUAGUGUCUUGAUGAACAGCUUCUGAAACAAUAUGUAGUGUCUUGUUCAACAGCUUCUGAAACAAUAUGUAGUGUCUUGUUCAACAGCUUCUGAAAUUUUAGUUUAAUAUUAAUUGUUUCUAUGUAAAAUAGGUGAUAGUUUUUAAUAUGUACUAACAGAUUGGAAUCAUGCUAUUUAGUCUGUUGCUCAUGUGGAUGUGAAAAGAUAUUUAAGUUACAGCUACCCACUGGAACCCCGUUAACAUCAUUCUCUAUAUAUAUAUAUAUUGUCAGAUUAUAUUUUAAUUUUUAUUGAUUUAAAAAUAAAAAAUAUGUUAAUAUUGAGAGACUAAUGUUAUGUUGCUAUAAUCUGACUGCUUUGUGACACGGCAUAGGUUAAAUCUUAGUGUCGAUACAAAUCCAGAACUAUUUUUUUUUGUUUUUAAGCAACAUUUGCAGUCUCUUGUUGAACAGCUUCUGAAACAAAAUGUAGUGUCUUGAUGAACAGCUUCUGAAACAAUAUGUAGUGUCUUGUUCAACAGCUUCUGAAACAAUAUGUAGUGUCUUGUUCAACAGCUUCUGAAAUUUUAGUUUAAUAUUAAUUGUUUCUAUGUAAAAUAGGUGAUAGUUUUUAAUAUGUACUAACAGAUUGGAAUCAUGCUAUUUAGUCUGUUGCUCAUGUGGAUGUGAAAAGAUAUUUAAGUUACAGCUACCCACUGGAACCCCGUUAACAUCAUUCUCUAUAUAUAUAUAUAUUGUCAGAUUAUAUUUUAAUUUUUAUUGAUUUAAAAAUAAAAAAUAUGUUAAUAUUGAGAGACUAAUGUUAUGUUGCUAUAAUCUGACUGCUUUGUGACACGGCAUAGGUUAAAUCUUAGUGUCGAUACAAAUCCAGAACUAUUUUUUUUUGUUUUUAAGCAACAUUUGCAGUCUCUUGUUGAACAGCUUCUGAAACAAAAUGUAGUGUCUUGAUGAACAGCUUCUGAAACAAUAUGUAGUGUCUUGUUCAACAGCUUCUGAAACAAUAUGUAGUGUCUUGUUCAACAGCUUCUGAAAUUUUAGUUUAAUAUUAAUUGUUUCUAUGUAAAAUAGGUGAUAGUUUUUAAUAUGUACUAACAGAUUGGAAUCAUGCUAUUUAGUCUGUUGCUCAUGUGGAUGUGAAAAGAUAUUUAAGUUACAGCUACCCACUGGAACCCCGUUAACAUCAUUCUCUAUAUGCCAUUUGUAAAAUCUAUCUAUUAUUUCACCAGUAUUUCAUUAUCUACUGUACGCUCAAAAACUAUUUGUAAUUUUUUUUUACAAUAUAUUUUAUAAGUGCACUUUAUACUCUCAUUCUGUUUAUGUACAGACAACCUUGACCUUUCAUAAGAUGAUCUAUAAAUAAUGCAUCCACACUCUCUGUAGGCCUUUAGUUGUUACCCACAACAUAUUGAUUAAUGUGAUCGGACAACUUUUAGUAUGAGGUUUUUUUUGGUUUGAGAAAUUUCUUUAAAAAUUAUAAUCUAUUGUUAAGGUUAAGUACAUUAUGUCUUAGAUUAUUUUCUGUUUAAAUGCUAAAACUUAAAAUGAUCAUCAAGGAACCAGACUUCAAAGUCAAUUUAUAUAGCAAAUUAAAGUUAGAUCUAAAAAAAAUUCUCUCAUGCAUGAGUAGUAUUGAAUGUUGGUUACAAAUAGUGUACUUUCAGUAAGUAGUGUUAAAGAGAACUGAAUUCUGUUUUAUAUAUACUGUAGACUUCACCUUCACUUAUUCCUUAGUCUGUUGAAUGAUUGGGGUACCACACAUGAUCUGUCGGCUGUCUCUCUCCAUUCCUUUCUUUGCCUUGACUAGAAUGUUUUCAAUGACUGGUCCAUUCUUUGAUGUUGUCCUCCCAUCUCUUAUCUUAUCUUAUCUUAUAUAAUAUAGACGUUACUUCAAAAAAGAAGAUGCCUGCCUCUUCUUCUUUUCCCUGGGACUAUUCCCUGCAGAAAUUGUUUUAAUUUUUAGAAAAAUCUUUUCCUUUUUAUUUGAUAAAAAUGUAAAGUUUUUUCUAAUCAAAGAAAUAAUGUGUUGCUGCUUUUUAGUCAUGAGGCUUGGGUUUAGAUCAUGUCUGCUGCAAGAUAUAAAUACUAUUUAUAUAUACUGAACCUGAGAAAAGUGGUUCUCUAGGCUUCCUGUCUAUCAUUCAACAGUCAAUGUUGACCUUAUCUUUAACAUGAUCUUAGUUCAAGUUCAAGCCAUAGAAUAAUUUCUUUUGUCUCUUGGCUAAUCUUCUUCAUUAGUUUUAAUGGCACAAAUUUAUCUAUUCAAUUCUAGCUUGACUCUCGCAAUGAAAUGGUAAUUUUUUAUAUCUGCAUUAGUUUACUAAGGACUGUAUGCCACUGGCUAUUGUCAAGUUCAUAUUUCUAGACUAAGUUUGGAAAGUGAACUAAAUUGGUUGUGUUCAGAAAUAUUGUGACAGAUAGCUUAAAAAAUGUCAAGUACAUUAUUGUUUUAAAAAGAAUUGUUUCAAUAGUGAAAUAAAUCUUGUCUUCUGCUCUAAACCUUUUUUCCCCCUCUUUUCAUUCAAUUUUUUAACAUUUUUUUUUUCUUCUUAGUUUUCUUUUUAUCCUCCCUUUUAUCUCCCUUUAAGUCCUGCUUAAAACGCAUUUAUUUGUUUAUCUCCCUUUUAAUCCUGGUUUAUGUUGUAUUCAUUGUGAUAGGGAUUUCUUCCAAGUUGUUUUGACAUUUUCAUAUAUAAUUAUGUUUUGUGACUAUAGGACCAUCUGACUACAGACGUGUAUUAUCUGAGGCCAAUCUUUAUGUGCCAAUGGGUUAUGAACAAUAAGUUACAGCGUUCGUUCAUUUUGAAAUUUCAUUAGAGGUAUAUUUCAGCCAAACCUGAUAUUCCAAUUACGUUUUACACCCAUGACCUUUGAAAGAGAAUAAGAAAUGAAGAAACUCCUUAAAGUAAACAAUCUCUUCAACUGUCAAUGUAUUUGACCUAUUUUUUUUUUUUCAUUAUUUUGAUAUGGAUAUAGAUAAAUCUUAUUAAAUAUAAAAAAAAAUAAGACAAGACUCUUUUUUUGUCAAGUAAUGAGAUAAUCAAAACAAUAGCUAUCAGUCAGUUUUAUCUUUUUUUAUAUUUUCAUUUUGACAUUAUACACUGACCUAUAUGUCGAUGUUGUAAUUUUACCCCUAAACUUAUUGCUAUACAAAAAAAAUGCUCUUUUAUGUUUUUUGAUGUUUGGAUAAGGAUUUUUUUUGUGUUUUGGGGAUUAUUUUAUGUAGGCUGCUUGCAUUGUUCUUGUUUUUCAACUAUUUUUAAUGGGCUAAUUUUCAAUUAUGGAAUUUGAUCUGACCAACUAAUGCCAGGGGUGCUUCAAUUCUAAUAUUAGAUAUCAAAUGUUGGAUUAACCAUUUUUUAACAAAUUUAAAAUUUCAAAGAUACAGGACACUUUUAAUGUAGUUUUAAAUGUGUGAAUGUGACCUUCUGAAAUGUAUUGUAACCAGGUGACUACACAAAUGUUCUGUAAAUGAUAGCAUAAUGGCGUUAUGAGCUAAUGAAGUACAAUGUGACAGAGUUUGAGCCAAUAUGACAGUUCAACACUUUGGAUACAAACAGUGAGAAAGUUCUAAAUACGAAUACAUUUUGAAUCAUUGAGAUGAAAUGAAUAGAUUAAAAAACAUGCAAGUUGGCCCUUUUUUUUCCAAAACAUGCUGGAUCACAUUAAACACUGGCACUUAGCAAAAGUAAUUUGUUUGGCUUUUUCUUUUAUCUCUACAAAUUUUGCACAAAGCAUCUUAAUAUAGUUUUUGAAAGUGUGCCAAAAUAUUGCUUGAUCUUAAAAUGAAUGCAUCAAAAUAGUAAUAAAAAUGGAGGCAAAUUAUGAUUAGACAUUUUAGUCCCAAGGGUAUUGCUAAAUUAGCUGGCCAAUUUAUAAUGUUUUUUUUUGGUCAUAUUAUGAGAAAAUGUAAGUUAAAGAAACUUUUUGGUUUGGGGUUUGUACAUUCCAACCUAGCUUUGCGUUUCAACAUUUUGUUAAAUAAUAAAGUGCAAGUUUGUUACAUUU